AUGGCGUCUCCGAAGCCCCAAGUUUCGUGUUCUGCUGUGCCGUCUGAAGAAUUCAGUGUAGUGCAAGUGUUAGACUCUGAUGAGCCACUUGUUGCGAGCUCCUCUUCAGGCCCCCCGUGUGGUGAAGUGCCGUCUGUAGAAUUGAGUGUAGUUAUAGUGUUGGACUCUGGUGAGCCACUUGUCGCGAGCUCUUCUGCAGGCCCCCCGUGUGUGCAAGUGUUGGACUCUAGUGAGCCACUUGUGCCCAUGACUGUGCUAUCGAAACCAAUAGCUGGUAGUUCCCGCGCCACUGUUCCCAGUACCGUGUCGGUACUGCCGCCUGCGUCUCCAACGUCGUCUGAGAGCAGCGUGGCUGAUGCGGAACCUCGAGCUCCUGCGAUAAUGGAUACUGUGGUUAAAAAUAUGCUAGAUGACGACACAGAAGAAGAAAAAAAGGGCUUAGUACUAUUUGGACGUGACCUAUCCAAGAUUCCAUGCUUUCGAGAAAGUUUUUUAACUGGUAUUGCAACAGAUAUCAGUGGUCAAAACAGAGGUUUGAUGCUCAACUACUUCAAGAAGCCCUAA
Molecule: messenger RNA, 564 nt
Organism: Parnassius apollo (apollo)
Lineage: Eukaryota; Metazoa; Arthropoda; Insecta; Lepidoptera; Papilionidae
Source: the annotation of a GenBank genome assembly